Molecule: messenger RNA, 1011 nt
Organism: Dentiscutata erythropus
Lineage: Eukaryota; Fungi; Glomeromycota; Glomeromycetes; Diversisporales; Gigasporaceae
Source: the annotation of a GenBank genome assembly
AUGGCCGAAACUAUCUUGGGCUCCACAGCCCGCCAACGUUUAGAACCUUACCUUCUUCUUUCUAAGUCUGCCAAGGGAGGAGCAUGUGUUCAACUGAUUAAAGACGUUCUUGCAGCCCCAGGGGUUUACGUAUUUGCAGAGCUGUUAACUAUGCCUAAUGUUGCUGAGCUUGAAAAUAAUGAACAAUAUCAAUCAUACUAUACAUUGCUAAAGCUGUUCUCAUAUGGAACAUAUAAGGAUUAUAAAGAAAGCAUUUCACAAUUACCUUCAUUGGAUCAAGCUCAACUUAACAAAUUAAAAUAUUUGUCGAUUGUCUCCUUGUCCGAGAAAUCAAGAACUAUUCCUUAUGAUACCCUUUUGGAAUAUCUUGAUAUACCUAAUGUACGUGAACUUGAGGACCUAAUUAUAGAGGCGAUCUAUCAGGAUGUCAUCAAAGGUAAAUUAGAUCAAAAGAGGAAACAACUUGAAAUAGAAUAUACUAUGGGUAGAGAUUUGCGACCGGGACAAAUUGAUCAAAUGUUACGAACUUUAAGUGAAUGGUCUCAAACGUCGGAAGAAAUUUUGAAGGCCAUCGACGCCAAAAUUAUACAGGUUCGUGAUGUAGCUGUUCAAAACAAAAAGCAAAGGGAGGAAUAUGAGAAAGAGGUAGAACGCCUUCGAAAGGAAGUUAAAUCAAGCUCAAAGAAUGCAGAUCAUAUGGAAAUCAUGAGUGGAUCGAUUGACCAAUAUAGUAGCAUGGAUUAUCAUGAUGAAAAUAUUAAAGGUGGAGGGCGAACAGGAAAAAGAUUAAAUUUUCGACCUGAUUUUAUAUAUCGAUAUCAGAAAGCUUUUACUCAACAAAAAGCAAGAAUCAUACUAAUCACAAUCAAAGCCCACCGAAAUGGUAUUAAAAAGCCUAAAACAUACCGAUAUCCAUCUCUGAAAGGAGUUGAUCCAAAAUUUCUUCGUAAUCAGCGUUAUGCUAAGAAAGGUACAUACCAAGCUCUGAAAGAAGCAAAAGCCGCUGCAUAG